Messenger RNA from Coregonus clupeaformis (lake whitefish), 1854 nucleotides. Its product is annotated as glucagon receptor-like. The coding region runs from base 298 to 1854 and encodes 518 amino acids. Gene Ontology annotation, molecular function: peptide hormone binding; G protein-coupled peptide receptor activity; gastric inhibitory peptide receptor activity. Gene Ontology annotation, biological process: adenylate cyclase-modulating G protein-coupled receptor signaling pathway; cell surface receptor signaling pathway. The record is from RefSeq and is a predicted model, not a curated record. The transcript has 14 exons. NCBI's taxonomy places the organism in Eukaryota, Metazoa, Chordata, Actinopteri, Salmoniformes, Salmonidae. Gene Ontology annotation, cellular component: plasma membrane.
AGCUUCACAAGUAUCUCCGUGCUACGGGUGGAGGCGCCUCUGUCCUACAAACCUUAUGGAUUCCUCUAAAAACCUGUAAUUUUGAAAUACGCUCUGUAUUUGGCGUUGAAAGGCCAUUUCAUUUGCGCACGGGAUCUAGACAAUUAACCUUCACUGAAAAAGAAAAUGAUUCACCGAACGGGUGUGGGCUAUGGGGUGGAGGUCUGAGGCAUGGCCUGGUUCUGGCCCCCCUGGGUGAACAACACCCAGCAGCCCUGAGAUGAUGAGUGGCCCUCCUCCCUGGCACUCCUCUAAGUGAUGAAGACCCCUGCCUUCAUCCUCAUCCUGUCUGUCCUGUGCAGAACUGGGCUUGUGUCAACAAAGACGGUGAAGCACACGGUGGAGGAAUGGAACAGAUACAGGAACGAAUGCCUGCUGAGAAUGAGCACGGACCCCACACACCCAGGCUUGUUCUGCGGCCGCAUGUUUGACAUGUACGCCUGCUGGCCGGAGGGCGUCCCCAACACCACUGUCAAAGUGCCCUGUCCGUGGUACCUCCCCUGGUACAACCAAGUUCGUAAUGGUUAUGUGUUGCGGGAGUGUGGGCCUGAUGGCCAGUGGGCCAUUAACAACACCAGUAGCACCUGGAGGGACCACUCCCAGUGCAACGCAGACAACAACCAGCAGGUGGCACAGGAGAACCAGAUGGUGAUCUUGGCCUACUUCCGGGUGAUGUACACUGUGGGCUACUCUCUGUCCCUGGCCAGCCUUUCCCUGGCCCUCAUCAUACUGCUCAUCUUCAGGAAACUAAGAUGCACCAGGAACUAUAUCCACACCAAUCUGUUUGCAUCCUUCAUCCUGCGAGCCAUAUCCAUCCUCACCAGAGAUGCUGUUCUCACCAGGGACACCCCCGAGUUCAGAGACAACAGAGAUGUGUCCAAUGUCCUCAGUGAUCAGGCUCUCUCUGGCUGCCGUGUGGCCCAGGUGCUGAUGCAGUACUGUGUGGGGGCUAACUACUACUGGCUGCUGGUGGAGGGCCUGUACCUACACAACCUCCUGGUGCUCAUGGUCUUCUCUGAGAACAGCUACUUCUGUGGAUACCUCUUCAUCGGCUGGGGAACCCCAGUGUUAUUUGUGGUCCCCUGGAUUAUAGUGCGGUACCUGUACGAAAACACACGGUGCUGGGAGAUCAACGAGAACAUGGCGUACUGGUGGAUCAUCCGCACACCCAUCCUCCUAGCCAUUCUGAUCAACUUUUUCAUAUUUAUUCGGAUCAUACAGAUCCUUGUCUCCAAAUUAAAGGCACACCAAAUGAGGUACACCGAUUAUAAAUUCAGGUUGGCUAAGUCAACUCUGACCCUCAUCCCUCUCCUGGGCAUCCAUGAGGUUGUCUUUGCCGUGAUGUCAGAAGAACAGACAGAGGGCAUCCUCCGAAAUAUCAACCUCUUCUUUGAACUUUUCUUCAACUCUUUCCAGGGUCUCCUGGUUGCCAUCCUGUACUGCUUCGUCAAUAAAGAGGUGCAGUCAGAGAUAAAGAAGAAGUGGCAGCGAUGGAAGCUGGGCAUGACUGUCUUGGAUGACCUUCGCAACACCGGCAGCAACACGCCACAGGGGGGCACGGGCGGCGGGCAGUGCCACCACGACCCACCCUGCCAGCCUGACUGUCCACAUGAGGAUACCCACAACCUCUCCUCGGACGCCUCCGGCUCGGGGCAGCAUCCCCACCCGCACCCACACCACCACCCAGGGGCCAAGAAGGGCAAGGCCUACUGCUACAUUUCCGCCCGCAAGCAGGUGCUGAACGGCCUUGAUGGAGCUCCACUGGGCAACGGGGGCGGAGAGGGAGCCAUCAAAUACUCUGAGAGCUACUGCUGA